GAGUGUCCUGCUGAGCGGUAAACCACCUGCAUUCAGCGGAGGGAGCAGCGCCGGGGCACACGCUUGGCACCAUGACCCAGACGCCCGCCUUCAACAAGCCCAAAGUAGAAUUGCACGUCCACCUCGAUGGAUCUAUCAAGCUCGAAACCAUCUUGUACUAUGGCAGGAAGAGAGGGGUCGCGCUCCCAGCUGACACCGUUGAGGAGCUGCAGAACAUCAUCGGCAUGGACAAGCCGGUCAGCCUCCCGGGCUUCCUGGCCAAGUUCAACUACUACAUGCCUGCCAUCGCGGGCUGCCGGGAAGCCAUCAAAAGGAUCGCCUACGAGUUUGUUGAGAUGAAGGCCAAGGAGGGCGUGGUGUACGUGGAGGUGCGCUACAGCCCGCACAUUCUGGCCAACUCCAAGGUGGAGCCGAUCCCCUGGAACCAGGCCGAAGGGGACCUCACCCCAGACGAGGUGGUGGCCCUAGUGAACCAAGGCCUGCAGGAGGGAGAGCGAGAUUUCAAGGUGAAGGUGCGCUCCAUCCUGUGCUGCAUGCGCCAUGAGCCCAAGUGGUCCCCCGAGGUGGUGGAGCUGUGUAAGAAGUACCGGCACCAGAAUGUGGUGGCCAUGGAUCUGGCUGGAGACGAGACCAUCAAAGGAAGCAGCCUCUUCCCGGGACACAUGGCGGCCUAUGAAGAGGCUGUGAAGAGCGGCAUUCACCGCACGGUCCAUGCCGGGGAGGUUGGCUCUGCAGAGGUGGUGAAAGAGGCUGUGGACAUGCUCAAGACAGAGAGGCUGGGACAUGGCUACCAUACCCUGGAGGAUGAGGCCCUUUACAACAGGCUGCGACAGCAGAACAUGCACUUUGAGGUCUGCCCCUGGUCCAGCUACCUCACGGGCGCCUGGAAGCCGGACACAGAGCACCCGGUCAUUCGGUUCAAAAACGACCAGGCCAACUACUCGAUCAACACGGAUGACCCGCUCAUCUUCAAGUCCACCCUGGACACGGACUACCAGAUGACCAAACGGGACAUGGGCUUCACUGAGGAGGAGUUCAAGAGACUGAACAUCAAUGCAGCAAAGUCCAGUUUCCUCCCAGAAGAUGAGAAGAGGGAGCUACUGAAUCAGCUCUAUAAAGCCUACGGGAUGUCGCCUUCGGACUCUGCAGCAGGGCAGCAUCCAUGAAGAUGUCACAGCUGCCCCUCUGGGCCCUCACGCUGUGGAUGGAGACUUCGCAGCUCUGGGGCGUUGAACGACACUCUCCCCUUUACUCCUGGGACGACUAUGAUUUCCAAAGUCAGUGCUCCCACUUCUCUACCCACAAAUACCUCGGCACGGUCACGUCUCUCCCCUGGUUGUGUGCCGGGCCAGGGUGAAUCUGGACCCUCCUCCCAGGGCGACUCCUGCUGGAAAGCUGGUGCUCAAU
Messenger RNA from Pteronotus mesoamericanus, 1407 nucleotides. RefSeq names its product adenosine deaminase (gene ADA). Gene Ontology annotation, molecular function: adenosine deaminase activity. The transcript is spliced from 12 exons. The record is from RefSeq and is a predicted model, not a curated record. NCBI's taxonomy places the organism in Eukaryota, Metazoa, Chordata, Mammalia, Chiroptera, Mormoopidae. Gene Ontology annotation, cellular component: cytosol; external side of plasma membrane. Bases 72 to 1166 code for a protein of 364 amino acids. Gene Ontology annotation, biological process: hypoxanthine salvage; T cell activation; negative regulation of adenosine receptor signaling pathway.